This is a messenger RNA of Batrachochytrium dendrobatidis JAM81, 1170 nucleotides long. RefSeq lists its product as uncharacterized. The coding region runs from base 1 to 1170 and encodes 389 amino acids. The transcript has 6 exons. The record is from RefSeq and is a predicted model, not a curated record. Gene Ontology annotation, biological process: snRNA 3'-end processing. Gene Ontology annotation, cellular component: integrator complex. Lineage: Eukaryota; Fungi; Chytridiomycota; Chytridiomycetes; Rhizophydiales.
AUGGCUCAGGAUAACGAUUGGCUUGGUGGUGGCCAGCGAUGGCUUCUGGACACUGACACUGCCUGGCGAUCUACAAAGGUGGAUUUGAGAGUCGAGGCUCUGCUGAUGCUGCCUGUUCAUCUGGCUCAAUCUCCUCUGCCAACCGUGCUCAAGUCUGCUUUCCUAAAACUAUCUGAAUAUUGGAGAUCAUGCACCAACGAUAUGAGAGUUGUUCUUGCCAUGAUUAUUUGCAAAUGCGCUCGACAUAUUUCCUGCAUAGACGACACUGAUGAUAUCAUUCGUCGGAUUCUCGGUGUGGUGGGAAGCAACGAUCCUUUGGCUAGAUCUCUCAGUCUGUUGGUACUUGGGCAUCUAUCGUAUGCUAUUCGAAAUAGAUCCGAGGUUCAGGACAGAGUACUCAAGGAGCUCGCUAGACCAACACCGCGCGAGAUCGCUGCUGGUGUGUCUGCAGUGGACCGAAUCUGGUCUGUCAAAACCAAGACGGUUUCCGUAGCUUCUUUGAGUAUUCUUGGAGAGUCCAUCCGAUAUGCUCAAGGAUUGGACGAUCAAGGAAACCUGUCAUUGCGUCUUGCUCAUAUAUUCCGUAACUGUGAUCAGGAUUUUCAUCAAGCUAUAACGGCUCUGAAAAUAUGUACAUCACUAUCUAUAGAUCCUUGCAUAUCUACCAGUUUGUCUGCUCAAUCCGCUGCUUUACGAAGAACUAUAACAGUGCUAUCUAUCCAGUUUCCUGCAUUUCUUCCAAACCAUAUCAACAAUUUAGUGAAUAUUCUACACCAAGGAAACCCACAUAAUGAUCUAAUAAUGGAUGUUCUUGGAAACAUUCUCAUUCUAUCAAAAGCACAUUCACACCAUUUUGAAGCACACCAUUUGCCUAUCAUUGCAAACAUAAUGCUGUUUAGUUUCAAGAUAGGGUCGCCAUUACGAAUGUGUAAAAUAACUGCUAGAAUAUUAAAGUUUUUAAGUCUAGGCGAAAUGCUGUUUUUGGACGCCAUACAAACUCAUGCACUUGCAAAGCCGAUCUCUGCUGCCAUGGUUGCAAUGGCUUCCUCCAAUAUCAUUUAUUCACAUGUUACUUCAGCCUUGCUGGAUUUGACGUCUUUAGCUUCAUCUAUAUUUAAAGGCUUGGUCAAUCUCAAAGACAAAAAAGAAUUUGGUAAGGUUGCUGUUUAA